CUCUCCGUCUCUCCCGCCCUUUCCCCCCUGUCUCUCUGUGCGCCCCCUUACGCUCCCUCCCCUCGCUCUCUCCCCUCCCCCCAUCCUCCUCCUCCCUCUGCGGCUCAGAGACAGACGCAUGAGACAGACCCAGGGAGGAAAGAGGGGCUGAGAGAGAGACAUCCUGAGAGCCCAGGGGUCAGUGGGGGGAAGAGAGACAGACAGGUAUAGGGGAAUACCGCAGAGGCCGAAACAAAAGGGAAACCUGAGAGAGACGAGGAGACAACUAGUGCAUGAGACAGUCUGCAGGGCCAGUCAGAAAGAGACAGUCUGCAGGGCCAGUCAGAAAGAGACAGUCUGCAGGGCCAGUCAGAAAGAGACAGUCUGCAGGGCCAGUCAGAAAGAGACAGUCUGCUGGGCCAGGCAGAAAGAGACAGGUGAAACAGUACAGUUAGACUGCAGGCCAGACAGAAAGAGACAGUCUGCAGGGUCAGGCAGAAAGAGACAGGUCACACAGUAGUAAGACUGCAGGGUCAGGAAGAAAGAGACAGGUCACACAGUAGUAAGACUGCAGGGUCAGGCAGAAAGAGACAGGUCACACAGUAGUAAGACUGCAGGGUCAGGCAGAAAGAGACAGGUCACACAGUAGUAAGACUGCAGGGUCAGGCAGAAAGACAGGUUACACAGUAGUAAGACAGCAGGGUCAGGCAGAAAGAGACAGGUCACACAGUAGUUAGACUGCAGGGUCAGGCAGAAAGAGACAGGUCACACAGUAGUAAGACUGCAGGGUCAGGCAGAAAGACAGGUUACACAGUAGUAAGACAGCAGGGUCAGGCAGAAAGAGACAGGUGAAACUGCAGGGCCAGGCAGAAUCUGUCUGCUUUGUUAGAGACAGCCCUUAAAUCAGGAAACAUAGACAGACAGUAAGGCCUCACAUGUAGACUGCAAGGUCAGAAAGAGACGUCCCCUGGGUUUGAGAGUACAUACAGUUAUAGAGCUAGCAAGGCAAGAAAUUAAGGUAGCUAUACUGCAAGAAAGAGACCUACGGCAGGGAGACAUCAGAGACUGGGCACAAAGGUGGUUUACUUAUUGAUAGCAUGAGUGAGAUAUCCCGAGACUGUCAUUAAACAGUGAUAGCAGUGGAUCACACAGGUGUGUGCUAGUGUUUAGUCAGUGUGACAUCUAGGGGUCAGACAGGUGUGUGAGAAGUUUGUGACAUCUAGGGUCAGACAGGUUUGUGACAUCUGGGGUCAGGUGUGAGUUCAGAUUGAUAGGUGUGACAUCAGAGCCAGACAGGUGACGUCUAGGUAAAAAGCACGUGUGACAGAUUGUCAGAGAUGGCUGCCAGCCCCUCCCCUCUGCCCCUCCUGCCAUCCUUGAGCUGCGUCCUUUGCCGUGAUGUCCCCCGAGAUCCAGUCACUUUACCCUGUGGGCACUGCCUGUGUCGGAGCUGUCUGGAGCGGACAUGGAGGGGACAGGAGACUUACCCUUCCUGCCCUAAGUGUCACCCUCCCCCUGUACAGACCCAAGAUGGGGUGCAGAGGGGACUGUGUACAGAACAUGGGGAGAAGAUACAGAUGUUUUCCACCCAAGAUGGCAGGCUGAUGUGUGCCCGCUGCACGGGGGGCAACGACCAGCAACCACCACACACCCUGCUUCCCAUACAGGAGGCGGUGGGAGGCUACAAGGAUGAGUUGAUGUCUGCAGUCGCCCCCCUGGAAUCUCGUCUGAAGGAGCUUCAGCAGAUGCAGUGUGCCCAGGAACAGAUGAUUGCUCAGCACAGGGGCAACCUGCUGAGCACCAAGCAUCAUGUCAGUAUGGAGUUUGAGAAGCUGCACCAGUUCCUGCGUGAGCGCGAGGAGCGCCUGCUGCGGGAGUUACAACAGGAGGGAGAUCUGAUCCUGGCCGAGAUGGAAGAGAGUCUGAAUAAGAUCAAGCAGAACUGUCAGGGUAUCCUGCAAACCAUUAGCAGCACCCAGCCCCGGCUGUAUGAGCAGGACUCCAUCUCCUUCCUCACCGACAUAAAAUCAUGCAUGGAUAUAUGCUAUGAAGGCUACAGAAAUGGCUUCCCAGCUCAGAAUGUGGUGGCCCCCAGGGAUUUUGGAUAUGGGGGAGUCAAGGACUUGGUUCAAUAUACAGCUUGGAAAGAUAUGAAAUCUUAUAUUAACCCAGCGCUGCCCAAUAUAAUAAUGGAUCCCAGCACAGCUCAUCUAAACCUGGUGCUGUCUGAAGAUUUAACCAGCGUUCGUUACAGUGACACCAAGCAGCCAUUGCCUGAAAAUCCUCGCAGGUUUGACUACUGCUGCUGUGUUUUGGGCACAGAGGGCUUCACGUCUGGCCGACAUUACUGGGCCGUGGAGGUCGGCAACAAGACUAAGUGGAACCUCGGCAUGGCCAAGGAAUCUGUCAAUAGGCGCGGGGGGAUCACUCUGUCCCCUGAGAAUGGCUUCUGGAUCCUGUGGUUGAGGAACGGUCAUGAGUUCAAGGCUUUGGAUGUGCCGUACCGGACUCUAACCUUAAGGAGCAAGCCUCAGAGAGUCGGAAUAUAUCUGGACUAUGAGGGGGGUCUGCUGUCAUUCUACAAUGCUGAUGACAUGUCCCACAUCUACACUUUUGUCACCUCCUUCCCCGAGACCGUAUAUCCCUACUUCUGCCCUUGCCUCAACGACUCGGGGAAGAACGGCGGGCCUUUAAAGGUCCUCCACCAUACGCCGUAACAAAAUGAUCCAUUACAGGAUUUAGAGGGGGGGGAUAUUUAAUUCCUUUCCACUUUUUUGAUAUCAUUCCUGAUGAUUUAUCUGCCAAAAUUUCCAAAUGAAUGCUAAUCAGUGACAAUCCUGGAUUAAAAGCCGUAAUAAGGGUUUUCAAUUCUACUUUUUUGUUCUAUAAAGCAUUUAUUUUAUGGGAAAAGGGGAACAUUUUUUUUUCUUUUUGUAUUUCUGAAUCUCAUCCCUACUUCAAUUUUCUUAUUUCUUGCAGUAACUUGGGGACUUUUCACCACUGAAUCCUAAUUACAUGAGGAUAAAGGGAAAGCAAGUGUUGUCAAUUAUCAUCCAAUGUGUACAAAUAUCAAUAAACAAAUUGUAAUUGGAUUAAGUGA
Molecule: messenger RNA, 3079 nt
Organism: Bombina bombina (fire-bellied toad)
Lineage: Eukaryota; Metazoa; Chordata; Amphibia; Anura; Bombinatoridae
Product: zinc-binding protein A33
Exons: 7
Coding region: 1317-2696 (459 amino acids)
Molecular function (GO): protein binding
Source: RefSeq, a predicted model, not a curated record